UUGAAGAAACUUGGAAAUCUAUGAUCAACACUUUUAAGCUGGAAAAAGAUGACUGGUUCAACAGAUUGUAUGGUCUUAAAGAAAAAUGGUGUACAGCUUUAAGUAAAGAUUUUUUUUUCUGCCGGUAUACUUUCUUCACAAAGGAGUGAAAGUACAAACCAUGCUGUUGGAUUUAAAGCAAAUAAAAUUACAACAUUAACAGAGUUCUAUAGUAUUUUUCAAGCUACAAUAAAUCGAUGGAGAAAAAUCGAAGAAAAAGACGACUUUGACUGUACAAGGGGAAUACCUACUUCAGAGCUAAGUAUGAGUGCUAUAUUAAAACAGGCAGCAAAUGUAUACACGAUAACACUUUUCCGUGAUUUUGAAGAAGAGUUCAAGCUUUCUGUGGCAAGUAGUACAAUGUUCAAGGGAAGUGUUGGAAGAACAGUGUUUUUUGAAGUGUGGAUAGAAGGAAUAACAGGAUCAAGGCAAGAAGUUCAAUACAAAAUGGAAGAUUCAACCGUCACUUGCACAUGCAAAAACUUUGAAGAAUCUGGAUGGUUGUGCUUCCAUUGUUUGAGAAUAUUGCAUUUACAUUCAAUCAAUACAAUUCCAGAUCGUUACAUAACAACAAGAUGGACUAGAUAUGCAAAGAAACAGAUAUGGGAAAGGGUUGAUACAAUAAAAAGGGAGAAAGGUGAAAUCAACAAUUUUACUGGUUGGAGAUUACAUAUGAUCAGAAGAUACUAUAACUUAAUUUUGAAAGGGCAUAAGAUAGCAAAGGCCAGAAAAUUUAUCGAGGAGAAGUUGAUGAAAUCAUAA
Spinacia oleracea (spinach) is the source of this 801-nucleotide messenger RNA. Its product is annotated as protein FAR1-RELATED SEQUENCE 9-like. The record is from RefSeq and is a predicted model, not a curated record. The coding region runs from base 304 to 801 and encodes 165 amino acids. Gene Ontology annotation, biological process: regulation of DNA-templated transcription. The transcript is spliced from 3 exons. Lineage: Eukaryota; Viridiplantae; Streptophyta; Magnoliopsida; Caryophyllales; Amaranthaceae. Gene Ontology annotation, molecular function: zinc ion binding.